Messenger RNA from Papaver somniferum (opium poppy), 1237 nucleotides. RefSeq names its product F-box protein At5g07610-like. The record is from RefSeq and is a predicted model, not a curated record. Bases 36 to 1199 code for a protein of 387 amino acids. Gene Ontology annotation, molecular function: protein binding. The transcript has 2 exons. Lineage: Eukaryota; Viridiplantae; Streptophyta; Magnoliopsida; Ranunculales; Papaveraceae.
CUUUACUAUUCUCCAAAGAAUUCUUUCAUUUCAAGAUGGCUUCAUGUUCUCGUAAACUUCCACGCAUCAGUGAUAAGAUUUCAUCACCAUCUGCAUCUGUUAUUGCGAACAAUAAUGAUCUUUUAAUACCUAUAUUGUUGUAUUUGCCGGUAAGAUCUCUUAUUGUUUUCAAAUGUGUAUCAAAAGGUUGGUCCUCUCUCAUUUCAGAUCCAUUGUUCAUUCGUAAGUACACAAUCCAAGCACGCCUUUCAAGUCCAGGAUUAUUCUUGCUGAAAUUGUCUUAUGCUGACAACUUCGCAUAUGAAUUUAUCAGACUGGAUGGUAAGAAAGUCAAUGGUGGUGUGCCUUUAAAAUUUCUCAAUUUUGUGAAUGAUGCACCAGGUUUAAAGAUUGAUGGAUCAUGUAAUGGACUUAUCUGUUGUAGCAGCUUUAGAUGUGCGCCUACAAGUGACGAAACCUAUUACAUCUACAAUCCAUCCACAAACCGGUACAAAAGCAUACUUAAAUUUGAGCAUCAGCCGAACAGUUUAGUUUCGGUUCGCAGUGUGAGCGUAGCUUUCAAUCCACUUAUAUCACCUCAUUACAAAGUUGUCUUUGUUUGGGAGGUUGGCAAAGACCAACUCCAGAUUGAGAUUUUUGAUUUGCAAACUGCUACCUGGAAGGUCUCCGGAAAACCUUUCCGUGGACAUAAUGAUUCGUUCCGCAGGUCUGGUGUGUUCUGGAAUGGCUCAUUGCACUGGAUCAAUGCAACAAAGUUUGGCAAGUGGAUUAGCUUAAGUAACUCUUUUGGUUAUUUUGAUAUGGAACAGGAACUACUAAUGGAAAUGCCAGUGCCGCCAACACCGGAUAUUGAUGAAGGGUAUGACAGGAGGAUUGGGUAUUUUGGUGCAUACAAGGGUUGUUUGCAUCUUAUACCAAUUUACAAUCACUAUUCAACAUGUUUUGAGAUACUGGAAAUGGACAACAAUUACAGAUCUUUGCAUGGAGUGGAAUUCUCAAUCUUGCUUGUUCGAGAAGAAGAUAAAGAAGAAGAAUCAAAUCUAGUAAUCCAUAUACCUGGUAAGAUUAUUUGCUACAAGUUUAAGGACAUGAGUUUCAUAACAACACAUAAUUUGUCGCCAAAUCCUAUUGGGGAGGAAUCACUUCAUUACAGGUGGUUUUACGCCCAUCAAUACAUCGAGUCACUCGCUAUUGUUUAACCGCUCGUUUAUAAACUCUAUGCAUCGCCAGUGCGCAG